CCUCAUCCUGCGCCCGCCUGCCUUGUCACGUUCCCUGCCCAGAACCCUGCCGCGCUGCCGGGGAGGGAGCCGCGACCCACAGGUGCCCAUGGACACGGAGCCCUUGGACUGUGGCUAGUUCAGACGUACAUGUGCUGCAGAAUAAAGUACAUGAUGGAUUUUAAAUACCUGACAUAAAAAGGAGAAUGGAAAGUAUCUCAAUAAUGUUUUAUAUCGAGUCCAUGUUGAAGUUUUGGAUUUAGUGGGUUAAGUAACAUAUUGUUAAAGCUGAUUUCAUAUCUUUCUCUUUACUUUUUUGAAAGAAAGUACUUGAAAAUUUAGAGUCACGUACAUGGCUCACACUUGAGACUUGCUUUCUCCCUAUAGACAGGGCCGUUCUGGUGGCUUCCCACCCCACUGGGCAUAGAUCUCAGAGCCCUGACCGUGCCCGCAGGGGCCCUUCGUGGUAUUUCAGGUCCUGCCCCUCUCCGCCUUGCUCACUGCACUCGGGACCUUCUUGUUCUUUCUCAGACAUGUCAGGCCCGUGGCCUCAGACUGUAACGCUCUACACAGCAUCACUUCACUGAGGUCUCCUCGUCUCAGAGAGCCUUCCCUGACCACUUCUCCUCAUCUUUGCUGUCCCUCAUCCUGUUCCAUUGUUCUUCAUGGCCUCUACUGAUAACCUGAAAUUUUAAGUUUUUGCUUGUUUUAUUCACUUGUUCAUUGUCUCCUCUGCCAGGAUGUAAGCCCCCGUAGGUAAUAAGCCGUACUAGAGUUUAGGGCAGGGUCUUUGUCUUGUUCAUCAUUUCUUUAGUCUCAGUGCCUAGAAAGGGUCUGGCUAAUUGGUUCUCAAAAAAUAACAGACUGGCACAAGACAUUUAAUGGUGUAUUUGAAUAGCAUGUGUCACAUUAUCAUGGCAUUAAAACUGUUGAGAACCACUGUUUCAGUGAAUUAUUUCAAAAUAAUAAAUAAUAAAUAAAUAAUAGUAAAUAAUCAACUCUGUACUGUUUGCCAAAAUUGGAUCCUAGUUGCGCAAGCCUGUCUUGCCCCCAUCCUCAAGCGCACUUCCAGCUGCCAUUUCACGUUAAUACACUGCCACCCAGGUUCCAGGACCGUCCCCACCAGAUUAAUCGGCCUGGUUCUCUUCCUCUACGCUUGGCAGAGCCACGCUGCAGAAAGACGUUCUUCACUGCAUUUCUGAAACCUGGAGAUCUCUGGCCAUAUCUCUUGCCUCUUGUUUACUGUGCCCACUGCCAAAGACAUGAUGCCAAAAGAGUGGGCAGUAUUUAAAUUUUUUCGCUAAAUAAAUGAAGUUUGUACAAAAGCAAGUCCUAGACAGAGAAGAUGCAGUGUGCAUUGGAAGUAUUGAUUGAGAUGAAAAACCAAGAUCUGAAGUUCAACAAAGAUACCUAUGUCCUUGCUUUUGCAAUUUGCUACAAACUGAAUAGCCCUGAAUCUUUUCAAAUCUGUACCACAUUAAGAGAAGAAGCCCUAAUCAAAGGAGAAAUCCUCUCCAGGAGAGCAUCCUGUUUUGCAGUGGCAUUGGCUCUGAACCAGAACCAGCUGGCAAAAGCUAUAUCCAUUUUUUCUCAAAUCAUGAACCCAGAAAGCAUAAUCUGCACUAAUUUAAAUAUUAUGAUCCAUAUCCAGUCAAAUAUGUUGAAAACUCUAAUAGACAUAUUAAAGGAUGCCACAGAGGGAAAUCUAUCAAGAUUUGUGAAGAGACAUGUAUUCUCAGAAGAAGUGCUGGUCAAAGUGAGGGAAAAAGUGAAGGAUGUGCCUGCUCUCCUGGCCAAAUUUGAUGAGCUUAACAAGAAACUGCACAUAAAUGGCCAGGUCACCGAGUACACUUUGGAUGCCCUACUCUGCCACACCCCCAGCGACAGGCAGCCCCACACAGUGCUGUUAAACAAGAGGACAGUCAGCCGUCGGACCUUCCAGCCACUCAGCCAGUCCCUGUGGGCUGAGUAACCCUGGGUUCAAACUUCCGGUGGGUCUGAGUUGGAGGGGGUCUGCCUUCAGUGACUCAUUGGCUUCCUAGGAAAUCAGGCAUUGUAUUCCAGUGGACACUAUACGAAUCAACACUUGGUCUCCUCCUUGCAUUUCCAAGUUCACUGGUGCUGGCAUGCUGCCUUGAGACAUUCAUAUUUUGUGCCGCCAUGAAGAUCUAGAUACAGGAAGUGGAAAGCUUGGCUCCUGAAGGAAGGAGGCUUCUCUGAAAAGGGCUGAGGAUCCUUGAAGGAACAUGGCCACAGGCUCCAGUCCAGCUCCCAGAACCAGCGUGGAACCCAAUAAGCAUUAGUGGAAGGAAUUUCACUGUAAGUGGCCAUCUGACUAAUUUUCAGGGGAGUAAUUACUUGCAGAUUAUAGCCUUACUGAAUUAAGGACGUCUGAAACUCUACGCUACCAUCCUGGAAAACAGUCCAGGAUAUUCUCACUGCUUCUGUCAUUGUUACCUGUGACCCUCGACAAGACACCAGAACCCUCAUUUUUCCAGCUGUAAAAUAAUAGUGCCUAUGUGACUCUGCAUACUGUUUUGAAAUUCUCACUUCAAGGUUUAGUAGGGUCAAGUUUUUUUCAAAAAUUAAUUAAGAAAUUGAAAGUGUCCUGAAAAAACAUUUUGUUUUCUCAGCAGGACAAACAAAACCAGAAUUUAACUCUCAGAACUGAUAAGCCAAAAUUGAGAUGGUUAUCAUUUUGGUCAUUGGCAAUCUAUGUGUUUUUCAAAAUAAAAGUCAGUAUAACCUCA
Cervus elaphus (red deer) is the source of this 2729-nucleotide messenger RNA. RefSeq names its product pentatricopeptide repeat domain 2 (gene PTCD2). The transcript is spliced from 6 exons. Gene Ontology annotation, biological process: mitochondrion organization; regulation of mRNA processing; multicellular organism development. The record is from RefSeq and is a predicted model, not a curated record. Bases 1325 to 1951 code for a protein of 208 amino acids. Gene Ontology annotation, molecular function: RNA binding; protein binding. Lineage: Eukaryota; Metazoa; Chordata; Mammalia; Artiodactyla; Cervidae. Gene Ontology annotation, cellular component: mitochondrion.